AUGUAUAACGAUACCACUCACGACAUGUACAGUGCUUGCAAUGGCAAAGUUCACUCGGAUUCAUACGAGCCUAUUGCUAUCAUAGGCAUGGGAAUGCGGCUUCCGGGUCACGUCCACAAUGCCACCGACUACUGGGACCUUCUUGUCAAGGGCAAGAGCGGUCGCUGCCCCGUACCCAAAAGCCGCUACAACGUCAACAACUGGUAUGGGCCAGGAAGAGUGUCCCACGUUCCAACCAAGUUUGGAUACUUUCUCGAAGAGUUGAACCUGGCACACGUUGACCCAAGCUUUUGGUCGUUCACGAAACAAGAGGCCGAGCUCAUGGAUCCGCGGCAACGCUUGUUUCUCGAGGUGGCUUACGAAGCUUUGGAGAAUUCCGGCUCAAAAUCAUGGAAAGGCAAUGAUGUUGGGGUAUAUGUCGGCACUAUGGGGGACGACUGGGCUACACUCGAGUCCCGCGACGAACGGAACCUGAACCCUAUCCGACCGGACGUGUUUGGUGACUACAUCCUGGCUAACAGGGCAUCUUACGAGUUCGAUCUGACGGGCCCAAGCGUUGUUGUGCGGACUGCUUGCUCCGCAUCUCUAGUCGCACUCCAUCAAGCCUGUCAAGAUCUGCAUAGUGCCGACUGCUCCUCUGCACUUGUCGGGGGUGUCAACCUCAUCCUUACGCCUAAAGACACUGCCUCCAUGCAUCAAAACGGAGUCCUAUCACCUUCAGGAUCUUGCAAAAGCUUUGAUGCAGAUGCCGACGGGUUUGCGAGGGGCGAAGGAGUAUCCGCAAUUUAUAUCAAAAGAUUAUCUGAUGCAGUGAGAGACGGCGAUCCGAUCCGCUCUGUGAUUCGCUCCACAUGCACCGCCGGAAAUGGUCGAACUCUUGGGCUGACGACACCGAACCCCGAGCUCCAUGAACGGCUGAUGAGGAGGGGCCACAGGUUGGCUGGCAUCACAGAUUUGUCGAAAACUGCCAUGGUAGAAUGUCACGGCACUGGCACACCUGUAGGGGAUCCUCUGGAAGUGAGUGCUGUUGCCAACAUCUGGGGCGAGAAUGGUAUUUAUAUCGGAUCGGUGAAACCAAACAUUGGGCAUGGUGAAGGAGCUGCAGGCCUAUCAAGUGUCAUCAAGAUGGUGCUGGCAUUGGAAAACUCAACUAUUCCACCAAAUAUCAACUUCAAAGCACCCAAUCCAAGAAUCCCCUGGGAAAGCGCCAAGCUGAAAGUUCCGACAGAGCCUCUGCGCUGGCCAACAGACAGAUGUGAAAGGGUUUCGGUCAACGGCUUUGGAAUUGGCGGUUCCAAUGCUCACGUGAGUGUUGACGCCAGAAUUAGUCUUGCGGCGCUAAUUUUCUACCAGGUCUUGCUUGAAUCUACUGCAUGCUUUGGUCUGCCUUCGAUCAAGAUUCUCAACAAAUCAAACACCGAGACUCCCUAUCACCGCUUGCUCGCUUUCUCGGCCAAACACCCUGACUCUGUCAAAAGCCUGACAAACAAGGUUGAGAAUUACCUGAACCAGUCAUCAGGGAGUCUGAACAAUGUUGCAUAUUCACUGGCUGCGCGUCGCGAGAUCCACACAUAUCGCGCAUUCUGCGUGACUGAUGGUAAAAGUGCACUGCAGAUUUCCCCAGUUAUCAAAAGAAAGUGCUCAACGCCCGAAGUCAUUUGGGUAUUCACGGGCCAAGGAGCACAAUGGGCGCAGAUGGGCAAAGAACUUAUCGAACAAGAGCCCCUGUUCGGAGAACGGAUCGGCAGUCUUGAUAAAAUCCUUGCUGGACUAUCCGAACCUCCGUCUUGGACGAUAAAAGAACUGCUUGUAGCCCCGGAAGACGAGAGUCGCCUCUCCGAGGCCGAGUUCUCCCAGCCAUGUCUUCUCGCCAUACAAGUCGCUCUUGUCGACUUGCUUCGGUCAUGGGGUGUUGUUCCGAGCGCCGUAGUUGGGCACUCUUCGGGUGAAACCGCUGCCGCUUAUGCAAGUGGUGCCAUCACGGCCGAAGAGGCCAUACUCAUCGCGUAUCACCGAGGUCAAAUCACCCGCCUCAUCAAGGCUACGCACAAUGGCAGUAUGGCUGCUGUUGGCCUCGGCCGAAACCAAGUCGAGCAGUUUCUGCGGCCGGGAGUCAUUGUAGGGUGCGAAAAUUCGCCUUUCAACGUGACUCUGUCAGGUGAGAAAGACGUUUUACAAGACGUCCUGCUCAAUAUUCGACUGAAGAACCCGGAAGUGCUUGCGCGAGCCCUCCGGGUUGAGUGUGGUUAUCAUUCUCAUCACAUGCAAACAGCAGCGGAGGAUUUCACGUCACUCUUGGAAGGGUUGCCAUGCGUCCCGUUUUACUCCUCUGUAACCGGGGUCAAGAACACAGAUAUGUCCCACUCAUACUGGGUAAAUAACGUCUUGUCUCCCGUUCUGUUCAGCACGGCAGUACGAUCGGUCCUGGACGAUUUCACGUCACCAGUUUUUGUCGAAAUCGGCCCGCACUCCGCUCUCGCUGGGCCGAUACGUCAGAUUCUGCAGUUCGAGAGUAGAACGGCUCAGUAUAUCCCGACAUUGACAGCCGGGGAGCUCUGGUUAGCUGGCACGACCAUCGAUAUUGCUGUAUUUCUGACCGACCUUCCGACGUACCCUUGGCACUACGACAAAGAGCUCUCCCGCAGUUGGCGUUUCAGGAAGUUCCCUCAUCACGAACUUCUUGGCUCUCGAGUCGAAGAGAUCUCGGACGCGCUCCCUUCUUGGAGAUGUAAUAUGCGUCUCGAGGACGUCUCGUGGUUACGGGACCAUGUCACAAUUUUUCCUGCUUCGGGGUUCAUUUCAAUGAUUGGAGAGGCUUUGAGGCAGCUCACAGGCUCUGGCGAGUUCACGCUCAGUCAUGUGUCGUUCGAGGCCGCUCUGGUGCUUGAUGAUCGGCCGGUUGAGCUGGUGACGACUUGGUACGACUUUUCAAUAUCUUCGCUCGGUGAAGCAAACGGACACUGGGUGAAACAUGUUUCCGGCCAAUGCAGAGCGGGCUCAGGAAAGAAGCGCCUCCCUCCGCAAAUGUCUAGCCUGCCACGCCAAAGAUUUGGUCUGAACUAUGGCAGCAGCUUCCGCGGUAUUUCUGGCAUCACCUCGCACGUCACUGAACCUAGAGCCGUUGCAACGCUCGAUGAUAGGCAUUCUGGUUACAACAGUGCAGUUUAUUCUGUUCAUCCGGCAACUAUUGACACGAGCAUGCAUGUGGCCAUGGUCGCCAGCUGCAAAGGUCUUGAAAGAAAUUUCAGGCAAUUGGCAGAGAUGUUUGUCGGAAAAUCUACCGGCCCAAUUCAGAGUCUACACGAGGCUGUUCCUGUAUCCAAGGUCGUCGGCGUGUCCGAAGGGCAGGUCGUCAUUGACAUCUCUGGGUUGCAAAAUAGCCACAGCAACGAGGAGGACCCCCACGCCGGGGCCGUCCUCGAAUGGAAGCCCGAUAUCGACUUCCGACAAACGGAUGUAGACUCCCAUGUCCUAGAUAGGAUGGUGCUGGCCUGUAUCGUCGAUCUUAGGGCUCAGAUCCAGUUUCUCCCUGCUACACAACCCCAUUUAGUCAAGGAGGCUAUGACUGGACAAUACCCUGGAGUCAUUAAUCCACUUGAAAUCGCGACAAUGAGCCACAAAGUUCGACAUGCAUUUAUAGUCAAGAUGCUCGAAGGCACUGUCCUCUUCGAUAUCGCUCUCGCAGUCUAUCGGGUUCAUAUCUAUGGCGCAGGUUGCUUCUCGGGCUCCUCGCACGCAGUCAAGACACUAGCGCAGCCUGAGCAUCUCACCGGUUUCCUUAGGUUCAUUGACGACGUAGACUUUUCCAGUCUCCUUCAACUUCUAGGACAUAAAAAUCCAAACAUGAGCAUCUUACACAUCGAUCCCGCGGCAGAGACUACCGACAUAUCAUCGGCCUUUUCAUCUCCGGACGGCGAGCGUACCUAUGGUACCUACACCUAUACCGGUGUCUCCAUAAAGCCAGCAAAAUUCAUCGAGACACGGUUUGAAUCGUCAUCAGCAGUCAAAUACAGACAACUGGCGAUAGAAGAAGAUCCUAUUCCUCAGGGCUUCGCCGAAGAGUCAUUCGAUCUCAUCAUCUCUCAACGAACCAUAGCCCCCUUCUCAUCAGCCUCCAUAAUUAACAUGCGAAGGCUUCUGAAGCCUCGCGGCUACCUAAUUCUCCAGCGCCCGAACCCUGCAUCCAAGGUUCUUCAGCUCGCCUUUGGUCUUGUUCCGGAGAUCAACCUCGGCGGUGAGUCACCAUCACAGCCGGAUGCCUUGCGAGAACAGUUGAGACUCGCCGGUUUCGACGACGUUUCGUCAGCCAUAUUUACCGGAGAGCAUGGCCGAAUUACUGUGGCCAGACCUUGUCAAUACUUCUCAAAGCCUGUGAGAGCAAUCGUCAUAUGCCAAGAUUCAAACCAUCCCGUUGUUUCCAGCGCUAUAAUGUUCUUACAGUCCCGAGGGAUUUCUCUACAACACUUCCCCCCUGGACACAGACUUCCUCGGGGCCAACCCAUCUUGUGUCUGCUGGAUCUUGAGUCACCCUUCCUUCACAACAUGGGUCCUGCGCAGUGGGACGAGCUGAAGAAGUCUUUGUUCUCGGCGCAAGACGAGAAGAUGCUCUGGGUUACGGGUGCCUCUCAGAUGCAGUGCAAAGACCCGAACUACUCUCUAACACUGGGUGCCGCUCGUAGCGUGCGAAGAGAGUUGGCAAUGGACCUAGCCACCCUGGAACUAGAGUUCUUCAACGUCCAUGGAUGGGAUGCUAUGGCCACUGUGCUCGAAUCUUUCGGAGGGCGCUUCCGUGGCGGUGAGGUUGAUUCGGAUUCCGAGUACGUCUUCUCCAAUGGAUCAAUCCAGAUCUGUCGGUUUCACUCCAUCAAGGUUAUGGACAACUUGAGAGAACAAUGCGACAACGCUCCGAAAACUCUAAAUAUCGUCAAUCCCGGAUCUUUGCAGGCAUUGAGAUGGGAAGAAACCGAAGGUGUAGGGUUGGUCUUGGAUGGAGACAACCUUCGAGUUGAGGACCUACAUACAUCGCUAAGUGAUGUGUCAAGCGAAGCCGGUAUUUCUAGCAAGUUUGGACUCGAGGGCAGUGGUAUUGUUACAGGCGUGGGGCCUGAUGCCCGCCAAUUUCGCGUUGGUGAUCGAGUUGCAUUUAACCACGACAGCGCUCUAUCAACCUCUAUCAUAUUGUCCGAGUCUCUAUGUGCAGAGAUUCCUGCUGCCAUGGGCUUUGAGGAAGCUGCAUCAACGCCAUACUCUUUCGGCAUAGUUCUACAUGGGCUAAUGGAACUAGGGAAACUGAAAAAGGGCCAGUCUGUAUUGAUUCAUUCAGCUUCCGAUGCCCUCGGGGCUGCCGCAAUCAAUGUGGCUAGAUUGAUUGGUGCCCAGACUGAGCCUUUCUUGAAGAUUGUUUGUACAGUCCGGACUUCGGAACAGGCCGAAUACCUCAUGAGUUCGUAUGAGAUUCCUAAAACCUGCAUAUUCAACUGCGGGGACACUUCCUUUUCGCACGGAGUUUUGCAGUUGACGGCUGGAGUUGACGUCGUGUUCAACACUCUACCUGAAUUUUUACAAGAGUCUUGGGACUGCCUUUCACCACUUGGGACAUUGGUACACGUCGUCCAACACAGAGCCCACAAUGCCAGUCAUCUCCGGAUGGACCGUUCAAACUGCAAUCGGACUUUCGCCAGCGUAGACUUUGAAGAUCUGAGGAUCAAUCGUCCGAGAGAAUGCACCCGGCUCCUGGAACAAGCCUUCACACUUAACAAGUUUGGCUUGAACAACACAGCCCCCGAAGUCCUAACAUUCGAAGCUUCUGAUGUGGUACUGGCAUUCCAACACCUUCAAUCCGACAAGCACGUUGGACGGGUUGUUGUUAGGAUGCCUCGAAGCAGCGGGGAGCUUCAAGCACUCCCUUUACGCUCACAGAUUUCUCUCCGCCAUGACAGAACUUACAUCAUUGUCGGCGGUGCUGGAGGCCUAGGCCAAGCUACUGGUCGCUUUCUUGUCGAGAGGGGGGCUCGCGACCUGAUAUUUUUCUCGAGAUCGGCCGAAGAAGCCUCCAAAAUCCAGCCACAGUACUUCACGGAACUCGAGUAUCUAGGCUGCAGGGUUCAAGCGAUCUCUGGUAGCGUUGACAGGAUGGCCGAUGUGGUCAGGAUGAUGGACUCCGUGUCAAGUCCAAUCGCUGGAGUCUUGAACGCAGCGAUGGUUCUUCAGGACACGAACCUCGCCGAUAUGACUUUCGAGCAAUGGCAAGCCACUGUUUCGCCAAAGGUACAGGGAACAUGGAAUCUUCACUAUGCUCUCCAGGCGCAAAGCGAACCACUUGACUUCUUCUUUCUCUUCAGUUCCCUAUCUGGACUCGGCGGUCAAAUCGGCCAGGCCAACUACGCCGCCGGCAAUGCUUUCUUGGAUGCCUUUGUGCAAUAUCGUCAUUCUCAGAGUCUUCCAUGUUCUGUUCUCGACAUCGGAAUCAUGGAAGACAUUGGCGUUCUUGCAAGGGAAACCACCCGCCUGGAAGCCCUUCGCACAGUGUCGCAGCAUUGCCUCCACGAGCAAGACUUGCUCGACGCCGUGGAAUUGAUGAUCCAGCGCUCCAACGGUCGUCUUGGCAUCGGGUUCGAACAAGGUGAGGGCCUGGCUCGAGGGUACAUUAAUCCGAGUCAACUCGCCAUCGGCAUGCGAUCGUCUGCUUCGGCGAACAGAACUGGGUGGCAGAGAGAUCCACGCACUCUUUUUCUAACGAGUGCAGCCUCUACCCACGGCCAGGUGGUUCACAGUGAGCACGAGACGGGCAGUUCCCUGAGGGAGUUCCUCCAUAGUUGCGCAUCAGACCCAGGGAAACUGUCAUCUGACGAAGCCAAAGAGUUUUUGGCCAAGGAAAUCGGCGGCGCCUUGAGGGGGUUCAUGAUGCGGCAGGAUGCGGAAGUCAACCUGUCGCUGCCUCUGCAAACAGAUUCGUUGGUUACGGUGGAGCUGCGUAACUGGUUCCGGCAAAAGUUGGGAGUCGUUUUCACUGUUGUCGAGUUGCGAAGGGCGGAAAGCAUCUUGGCACUUGGCGGACUGACAGCUGCCAAACUCUCUGCUGCAAACAUGUGA
Molecule: messenger RNA, 7092 nt
Organism: Colletotrichum navitas
Lineage: Eukaryota; Fungi; Ascomycota; Sordariomycetes; Glomerellales; Glomerellaceae
Product: beta-ketoacyl synthase domain-containing protein
Exons: 25
Coding region: 1-7092 (2363 amino acids)
Biological process (GO): secondary metabolite biosynthetic process; fatty acid biosynthetic process
Molecular function (GO): oxidoreductase activity; fatty acid synthase activity
Source: RefSeq, a predicted model, not a curated record